Molecule: messenger RNA, 192 nt
Organism: Lathyrus sativus (Indian pea)
Lineage: Eukaryota; Viridiplantae; Streptophyta; Magnoliopsida; Fabales; Fabaceae
Source: the annotation of a GenBank genome assembly
AUGAACAGUUUCAUCAACGACAUCUUCGAGAAGCUUGCUGCAGAAUCUUCAAGACUUGCAAGGUACAACAAGAAGCCAACGAUUACUUCAAGGGAAAUUCAGACUGCGGUAAGACUUGUUCUGCCAGGAGAAUUAGCCAAGCAUGCCGUUUCUGAAGGAACAAAAGCUGUGACCAAGUUUACGAGUGCUUAA